AUGAUUUUCACAUGCAUGUAAACAUCGGGACAAGCUUGAGUUUGCCUUUCACAACUCUCGCACGUUUCUGAACGUAAUGUUGUAUAAAAAUCAGGAAAAGUGUGAUCCUGAGAGCAUUUGUUUUCCCAACGUUAUCGCGUGAACAACAAACUUUUCCAAGGCAGACGUGAAAAUUGUCUUCUUUUGAUUUCUAGUCUUGUGAUUUCGAGUGAAGAAUUUUUCCAAGUUUUAUUGUUUGUUGUGUGGAAUAUGAAAGGAAAAUAAUUUUUCGAUAAUUGAAGGGAAUUGAAAAAUUUUAUAAUCGAAUUUUUUUAAGAAAAUUUUCUUAGAUAAUUAAAGGAAAAAUCCUGUUGUUUGGUGAAAGUGAAAGUAGGAUUACUUCCGUCUAAACGAACUGCAAAGGAAGAAAGAUAUGAAAAUUGUUUGUGAAAAUCGAAAGAAUUUAAAGUUGUUGAGUUUUGGAAACUUGAACAGUUUCAGUCAAUUCGACUUGAAUAAUCCUUAAGCCCUCGAGAAGGGAAGAGACAAUUUCGGGAACUGACUCUGUUUUAUAACUUUAAGAUAUCGAGACAAAGUGUGGUGUAAAAAAUGUAAACUGUUAGAACCGAAAAUACGAAAAAAAAACUGUUACAGACACUAACCUGCGAGGAGAGAACUCACAGUACCAAGUGCACAACAAGUGAACAAAUCAAACUGCAAAGUAUUGACAGCUCUUCAGAAACAACCUUGAAAAUCAAAGCUCUCAAAACUGGAUUACUAUCAUUUCAUAAAAAGGAUACUUGGAUUCAUGGCGAACACAGUGGAAAAACGCCGAUCCUUCCGCAUCAUGAGGUUCACGGACAACGGCAAAAAUGAGAACACACCCCCGAAUACGCAGCAUAGAAAUAGUAUCUACCGAAAAAGUCAGGAAACUGAUGGCGGCAUCUUACACAUGAUUCCUGAUCUGGAUAUCCCCCAAAUGAAUUUCACGGAUGAAUACAAUAUCGAACGGACCAUCGCUGAAGGAUGUUUUGCCAAAAUACUCUUGGCCACCCAUAGGCCAACCAACUGUUCGGUCGUCCUAAAAGCCGUCCACGCUGAACUCACUGGCCUCAAGGAUUUCAUCAAGGAAUUCCAUUACAGCUACCAACUAAGCCAUCAUCCGAAUAUCCUUAGUGCGUACAAUGUUGCAUUCCAAGCCAAUGAUUAUUAUGUAUUCGCGCAAGAGUAUGCCCCCUACGGUGACCUUGCCUCUAAUCUAGGACCAAAUGGAUUACAUGAGACUGCUUGCAAAUUGAUUGCUGAACAGCUGAGUUCAGCGUUAGGAUUUAUGCAUUCAAAGAGUCUGGUCCACAGGGACUUGAAGUUGGAGAAUGUGUUAGUAUUCUCGCCCGAUUUUUCACGGGUGAAAUUAUGUGAUUUUGGUGCUACCACCAGAAAGGGAACAUUAGUUGGUAAGGUCAAGCAUACAUGGGUGUCAUUUGUGCCACCUGAAGUCCUGGAGAGUGUGAAAAAUGAACGAUUCAUCUGCAAGACAUCCAGCGAUUCAUGGCAGUUUGGUAUCCUGCUUUAUUCAAUCCUUACUGGUAGUCCGCCAUGGCAAUCGGCCGAUUGGGUCAAGGAUGCAAAUUAUGCUGCAUUUAUGAAGUACCAAAAAAAGAAGACCACGAAAAUUCCAGAUAACUUCCGAAAGUUCUCCAGUCGCCUGAUUCGAUGCUUCCGAAAGUACCUAGACCAUAGUGAAGAGAAUCGUGCCAAAGUUACUGAAAUCACAAAGUAUUUGAAGGACCGAUGGGUGGAUUCGAAAAUGUCGGGGUCUAAAUCAGCGACACUGUUAGCUCAUGCUCCGGACAAUGAUCAGGAUUCAAUUUGCGUGUAUAUAAAUCAGCGGGAGAGUCGAUAUUCCUUGGAUGAAAGCAAGACCCGCCUACAGAGGAUAAUGAGCAGCUACGGCCUGGAGACAACAAUCGAUCAAGCGGCGGUUAAGAAGAGGAUCUGGGACUGGCUCUCCUCGUGUGAUGAUUCCUAUGAAGAUGUUGAGGUGUUCUAAAAAGCAAACGAGAGAUGAUUAUUUUUGGAAGCUUAGACCUUUUAAAUACUUUGUUGCUUAGUUCAUGAAUUGCGCGCAAAGGCAAAUCGAAGAGGACACGAGGCAUUCAACUGAAAUUCAUUCGUCCUCACUUAUCCUAAUUCCGGCCCGAUAGCUACUGAACUGUGACACCAUAAAACCCGGAUCAAAUUUCAUCUUCUAAAUUUUUUCCAAAGAGCGAAAUUGGAUACCAACAAAAUCGGGGGAAAUUUAUGCAACAAAAGAAAUAGAAUUCCAACCUCUUCUAAAUGCUUAGAACGGAAAUAUAAUAGAAAGCACGGAGCGAAUGGAGCAGUGAAUGGUCGACCAACACGAAGGCCGCGGGAUAAGAAAUCUUGAUUUAAUUUACAAUUCAAAUGUGAACCUUUUCAAACGACCAAACACUAACCGGCACUCUCGUCCUUAUGGUGUCGUCUCGUUCCUGACUUGUUUCAACGCUUCAGGCUUCGCUGAAAGGUAGUUACCUAAGUCCUGCUACUACUUUUUCUCUCGUCCUUUUGUGCUGUGCCGGAGUAGCUGUAAGAACGACAACGACAAAAAUUUUCCACGAUAUCAGCUCUUUUUAUAUCACUUUGUGCUUUGUGUUUAAGUUCGACUAUUGUGUAUGGAAAGCAAGGGACAAUGCGAGGUUGAUGGUGGUGGAUUUUGCAUGUAAUUUUCCUUUUUUAUUUGGAUUUAAAAAUAGAAACGUUGAUUUGAUGCUGUUUAAGUGAGGAGACUGUUUGUGGUGGAAGUUUAAUUUUGAAUUGUGGAUGGUUAUGUAAUGGUGGUCACGCAAUUGUAUUGAAAUAUCCAGGAUAGAGACAAGGCAGGGGACUCCAUUCCCUAUUUCUGGUAACAUACUAUUUCUUGGAAGAGUUUAUUGAAAUCCCUGAUUUCAUAUUCCAAGGCAUGCACCACCCAAACCAUUGCUUGCCUCAUGCAAGCGACAGGAUUAGACGUACGCUCCUACGUGACUUCUUUUGAAAGGAAACAAAUCACCCUAAUUUAGCUAGGUUCAGUUCACUUUCUUGUUAUAAUUUUCUACAUGGCGGGAUAGCAUACUGAAUACCAAUUUGAUUGGAUGGAAUCCAAAUGAGGACGAAUCCAAUUCAGACAAAUGAUACGUCUUCUGUAAAUGCUCAGUAAUAUAAGCCCCAAUUGAAAGUCGUAUACAACAAACAAAGGGACACCCUACAUGGAAUCUAAAAAUAGCCCCGAAGCUCCCAUCGACAGCACACAAACAAUUUCAAUGAACACAGAAAAGGAUAUUUUUAGUCUGCAAAAGAUUUCGAUAGUCAUGACAUCCUUUGCUUUUUCCUUACUAGUAUCAAAGCGCCCCGUCAAAAAAUUGCUUCGUCAUUGCCAGCUUAUGCCUUUUUGCUAUCAAAGGACCUCAAGGCUGUCGCUAUGAAAAGAUACACAAACAAAAUGUCUCAUCUACUUGUGGGACGAAUCCUUGAGUUGGGUGCUGUUUUUUUCGUAUUAUAUAUCUCCUGCUCCAGUUGAUAAUUUUCUUGUAAUUUCCUUAAGGAUUCAUAGCUUCGUUUUGACCAAGACCAAAUUGUAAAAGAAAUGAAAAGACAAAGAAAUAAGUGUGACCAAAAAUAGACGGAAAAGUAUCUUGUUAUGCAGAAGACAGGAUGAUGUAAGAGGAUUGCUAUUAUAUCAUAAA
Molecule: messenger RNA, 3722 nt
Organism: Hermetia illucens (black soldier fly)
Lineage: Eukaryota; Metazoa; Arthropoda; Insecta; Diptera; Stratiomyidae
Gene: meng
Product: serine/threonine-protein kinase meng-po
Exons: 2
Coding region: 788-2029 (413 amino acids)
Biological process (GO): peptidyl-serine phosphorylation; peptidyl-threonine phosphorylation
Molecular function (GO): protein serine/threonine kinase activity; ATP binding
Source: RefSeq, a predicted model, not a curated record